Messenger RNA from Aspergillus tanneri, 1896 nucleotides. RefSeq names its product E1 ubiquitin-activating protein ubaB (gene UBA2). The coding region runs from base 1 to 1896 and encodes 631 amino acids. Gene Ontology annotation, cellular component: SUMO activating enzyme complex; cytoplasm. Gene Ontology annotation, molecular function: SUMO activating enzyme activity. Gene Ontology annotation, biological process: protein sumoylation. The record is from RefSeq and is a predicted model, not a curated record. The transcript is spliced from 10 exons. Lineage: Eukaryota; Fungi; Ascomycota; Eurotiomycetes; Eurotiales; Aspergillaceae.
AUGGCGCGGGACACUUACUCCCAGCGUUCCCUCGGGACAUUAUCCAGGCGCAUUAAAGAGGUAGCAGGCGUUCCUAUGAACCUUUUCACCCAUUCGCGUGUUCUCCUCGUAGGCGCGGGCGGCAUCGGCUGCGAGCUACUCAAGAACCUCCUGCUCUCCGGGUUUGGAGAGAUUCACAUCAUCGACCUCGAUACGAUCGAUCUAAGCAACCUGAACCGUCAGUUUCUCUUCCGAUACGAACACAUCAAGAAGUCGAAAGCGUUGGUUGCGAAAGAAGCUGCUCACAAAUUCCAGCCAAAAGCGAAGCUAAAUGCCUAUCAUGCGAACAUUAAGGAUAGCCAGUUCAACGUGGAUUGGUUCGCGACUUUUGAUAUUGUGUUUAAUGCCUUAGACAAUUUGGAUGCCCGUCGACACGUCAACAGAAUGUGUCUAGCGGCUGAUGUACCGUUGAUUGAAAGCGGGACGACAGGUUUUAAUGGCCAAGUUCAGGUCAUCAAAAAGGCAGGUUUUAUUGUGGGUGUAACGGAGUGCUACGAUUGUACUUCUAAGGAAGUGCCCAAGUCAUUCCCGGUUUGCACUAUACGCAGCACGCCUAGCCAACCCAUCCACUGCAUCGUCUGGGCCAAAAGCUAUCUCUUUCCUGAGCUUUUUGGAAUAGGUGAAGAUGAGACACCAGAGCUAGAUCACUCGGAAGAUGCGGAAAAUGCGGAAGAGAUCGCCAAUCUCCGCAAGGAGGCACAAGCUCUCAAAGAAAUUCGUCAGUCGAUGGGAUCCCCCGAUUUUGCACGAAGGGUAUUCGAAAAGGUUUUCAUAUACGAUAUAGACCGGCUACGCGGAAUGGAGGAUAUGUGGAAAGUUCGCGACCCUCCAACGCCGCUGGAUUUUGGAAAGCUGCAAGAGGAGUCUGCCGACAUUCAGUCUGCCGUCUCCGUUGAGGAUCAAAGAGUAUGGUCGCUGACAGAAGAUCUCGUCGUUUUCAAAGACAGCUUGGAUCGAUUAUGUAACCGUCUAAAAAUUCUUCAAGAGAGAAAGACAAGCGAUGUUAGGCCAGUCCUAGACUUUGACAAGGAUGAUGUCGACACGCUGGACUUUGUCACGGCAAGCGCUAACUUGCGGGCUUCGAUAUUUGGAAUUGAUCCAAAAUCCAAGUUUGAUACUAAACAGAUGGCGGGUAAUAUUAUCCCGGCGAUUGCAACUACAAAUGCCAUGACCGCCGGCCUUUGUGUCCUCCAGGCAAUGAAAGUACUAAAUGGCGACUAUGACAGUGCGAAGAUGGUCUUCCUCGAGCGGUCGGGUGUCCGUGCGAUAAAUUCUGACUCUUUGAAACCUCCAAAUCCCAAUUGCCCAGUCUGUUCGGUUGCCCAUGGCAGGUUGAAGUUUGAUCCCGAAUGUGCUACAGUCGGCAACCUGGUUGAAGAUAUUCUCCGUCUGAAAUUGGGCUACGGCGAAGAAUUUUCAAUCAGCACUGAUUUAGGCGUAGUCUAUGACCCAGACCUCGAAGAUAACCUUCCCAAGAAGUUGUCAGAUCUUGGAGUCAAAGAUGAAAGCUUCAUUAUCAUCGUCGACGAAGAGGAUGACGAACCACGGGUGAAUCUCGAGCUCAUUGCGGUCACUAAAAAGUGCGAAUCGUCCCCCGAUGAACAGAGACCUGUCUCCCUAGACAAAGUUCCACAGAUCCCCCUCAAGCCAAAGGCACCUGCACCUACUACUGAUGAGCAUACCAAUGGUACCUUGGGUCUUAACAAACGCAAACGCGACGCCGAAGAGGCCGGUCUCAGCAACGGCAACGACCGUGCCAAACGGAUGGCGAGUGUGUCAGUCGCCGAUGGUGACGGAGCACGCCCCAUCGUUCUGGAUGAGGCUCAGGGCGGUGCUAUUUUAAUUGAUGAUGACUGA